CAUACGAUUUCCCUCGGGGGAAAAAAAGAUAAUUCGCUGAGUGAAAUUAAGGAUUCCGCCAGAUACCAGUCCACACCUACCGAGAUAAAGACAACAAGAGUCCGUAAGUUCAAUCAGAAGCACGUCUCUCACAUCAGGAUGGGUGCCAUUAAGUCUAAACGGUUUAAAAAGACUCCUCAGGUUCUCCUCAUGGGCUUGGAUUCGGCUGGGAAGUCUACUUUGCUGUACAGACAGCAGCGUGGUGUGGUGAUGGAGACCUCGCCUACUGUGGGUUUCAAUGUUGCGACUGUAGAGCUGGACAAGAAGACCUCACUGUCCGUGUGGGAUAUUGGGGGACAAGGAACCAUGAGGCCCAAUUGGAAAUACUACCUAGAGGGAUGUAAGGUCCUGGUUUUCGUGUUGGACAGCAGUGAUCGUGCCAGGAUGGGAGAAGCUCAGAAAGCCCUGAAGAAGAUUCUGAGUCAUGAGCAUUUGAAAGGAGUUCCCCUGAUGGUGCUGGCUAACAAAAAAGAUCUGCCAAACUCUCUGACUAUUAGAGAGGUGUCUACAUUGAUGGAGCUGGAUAGUUACACAGAUCGGGUGUGGGAGAUCCAAGCUUGCAGCGCCCUGAAGGGACUGGGUCUCCAACAAGCCUUUCUCUCUAUAGCUAAACUAAUGCAUAAAGCAUAAGCAAGAUACUACCUAGCUGAG
Messenger RNA from Sinocyclocheilus rhinocerous, 690 nucleotides. RefSeq names its product ADP-ribosylation factor-like protein 11. NCBI's taxonomy places the organism in Eukaryota, Metazoa, Chordata, Actinopteri, Cypriniformes, Cyprinidae. The record is from RefSeq and is a predicted model, not a curated record. Gene Ontology annotation, molecular function: GTP binding; GTPase activity. The coding region runs from base 139 to 669 and encodes 176 amino acids. The transcript has a single exon.